This is a messenger RNA of Magnolia sinica, 3333 nucleotides long. RefSeq names its product phosphoinositide phosphatase SAC3-like. NCBI's taxonomy places the organism in Eukaryota, Viridiplantae, Streptophyta, Magnoliopsida, Magnoliales, Magnoliaceae. The coding region runs from base 452 to 2956 and encodes 834 amino acids. The transcript has 16 exons. Gene Ontology annotation, molecular function: phosphatidylinositol-3,5-bisphosphate 5-phosphatase activity. Gene Ontology annotation, cellular component: intracellular membrane-bounded organelle. The record is from RefSeq and is a predicted model, not a curated record. Gene Ontology annotation, biological process: phosphatidylinositol dephosphorylation.
AACACAGGCCUAUUUGUUUUCUUGUAUUCUCGCGAAGAGAAAUCAAUAUUUUCCCUCUAUUUUUUUUUUUUGUGGAUUGCGCGUCUUCCCAAGCUGUGGUCUUCCUUCUCUCUCUCUCUCUCUCUCUCUCUCUCUCUGAGAAAUUUUAUUUCCAUUUCUGUCCCUGGAUUUGAACCUUUUUCCUCGUUUCACAGCCUCGUGCUACAAGUCCUUUUAGAAGAUCACAGGCCCUCGGACGUCUUUUUCCUUUCUUCUUCUUCUCGUGAAUGGAAGAGGAGGCGUUGGAGGAGCGUGAGAUCUGAGGCGGAAAAUGUUAUAUCUCAAGCAGCCAAACGUUGUCCCGCGGAGCUUGGAAUUCCGGUGAUCUCGCCUUCGUUUUGUUUUGUUUUUUUUUUUUUCUUCUUGUAUGUGUUUCUGAUCUCGCCCGAGCCUGAGGCUCGGGAUCCGGACCAUGGAGGGAGAGAACGAACCGCAGGCUCGGAUCGAGGAGGAGAAAGAGGUGGCGGGGAGGAGGAGCUGCUGCUUGCAGAAGUUCAAGCUCUAUGAGACUCAAUCGAAAUUUUACAUGAUAGGAAGAGACAAGAGUAGAACAUUGUGGAGAGUGUUAAAGAUUGACAGAUCAGAGCCCUCUGAGUUAAACAUCCGUGAAGAUUCUACCACUUACUCAGAGAGUGAAUGUUGCGAUCUUUUGAAGCGGGUACAUGAAGGGAAUAAGUCCACUGGUGGACUGAAAUUCGUCACCACUUGUUAUGGAAUUGUUGGGUUCAUUAAGUUUUUGGGGCCUUAUUACAUGUUACUUGUCACACAAAGAAGGCAGAUUGGAGCUAUCUGUGGCCAUACAGUAUAUGCUGUCACCAAGAGCGAGAUGAUUCCACUUCCAAAUUCCACUGUGCAGUCAAAUAUGGCUAAUUCUAAGCAUGAGAACAGAUACAAGAAGCUCCUGUGCACAGUGGAUCUUACCAAGGACUUCUUUUUCAGCUAUUCAUACCAUGUUAUGCGUAGUCUUCAAAAGAACUUAUGUGAUGAUGAGACAGGACAAGUUCUCUAUGAAACAAUGUUUGUUUGGAAUGAGUUUUUGACGCGUGGAAUUCGAAAUAACCUCAAGAAUACUCUCUGGACAGUUGCAUUGGUAUAUGGCUUCUUUAAACAGGCCAAACUUUCACUAUCAGGAAAGGAUUUUAACUUGACACUCAUCGCAAGGCGCUCACGUCACUAUGCUGGCACCAGGUAUCUGAAACGAGGUGUAAAUGAGAAGGGUAAGGUAGCUAAUGAUGUUGAGACAGAACAGAUCGUGUUUGAAGACGUUCCUGAAGGAUGUCCAACCCAAAUAAGUUCCAUUGUGCAGAAUAGGGGCUCAAUACCCCUUUAUUGGUCCCAGGAAACUUCACGCCUGAAUAUUAAGCCUGAUAUCAUAUUGCAGAAGAAGGACUCAAAUUACAACGCUACCCGCCUUCAUUUUGAAAAUCUUGUCAAGAGAUAUGGGCAUCCAAUAAUCAUUCUAAAUUUGAUAAAGACACGUGAGAAGAAGCCUCGAGAAUCCAUACUCCGUGCAGAGUUUGCUAAUGCAAUUGACUGCAUUAAUAAAGAUCUAGAUGAGGAGAACCGACUAAAAUUCCUUCAUUGGGAUCUACACAGACACUCUAGAAGCAAAGCUAUGAAUGUGUUGGCAUUUUUAGGAAAAGUAGCCACGUAUGCACUGAAAUUAACGGGCUUCUUUUAUUGUCAAGUUGUGCCAACUUUAAGACUCGAGGGAGCUCUUAAAUGGAAUAUCUCAGAGAACGGUGAUGCUGGUAACUGUUCUCUUCAAAAUAGUUGCAGCGUUAAUACAGAGGAUGUCGAUUUCUCAGAUAACAGAACCAGCCCGCAAGAUAAUGGUGUUGUUAAUGAAAACGAUUUGGUGAAGCCACCAAUGCUUCAAAGAGGUGUCCUCAGAACUAAUUGCAUAGACUGCUUGGAUCGAACGAAUGUAGCACAAUAUGCCUAUGGUUUGGUUGCUCUAGGAAAUCAGCUGCAUGCCUUGGGCUUCAUAGAUGUCCCGAAAAUUGAUCUAGAUGCCCCUUUGGCUGAUGCUUUGAUGGGGUUUUAUGAGACAAUGGGUGACACGCUUGCACACCAAUAUGGUGGUUCUGCUGCCCACAACAAGAUAUUCUCUGAAAGAAGGGGUCAAUGGAAAGCUGCCACCCAGUCCCAGGAGUUCUUCAGAACACUUCAGCGGUACUACAGCAAUGCCUACAUGGAUGCUGAAAAACAAGAUGCAAUAAAUGUGUUUCUGGGGUAUUUCCAACCUCAAGAUGGUAAACCAGCACUUUGGGAGCUUGACUCGGGCCAGCACUUCAAUGUUGGGGGGCGUAACUUUUGUGAUGGAAAUGCAAGGUCAUUAUUCAUAAGAUCCCUAUCAGAUGGCAACAUUCUAUGUGAAAGCAAGACGCCUGUAUCUAGCACAAAUGUUGGACAGAAGAAACUCUCUAACUCGGCAUUAUCUGAAAGAACAGUUCAAGCAGCAACUAACAAGGGUCUUUCCGAUUCCACUCCAGAAAUCUCAACUUGUGAAAGUGAUGUUUCAUAUUCGAGGUACACCCCCUCGAUGACUCGCCGGCAGCUUUUUGCAGAUAUGCAAAGAGAUCGAUGCUUUGAAAGUGAUCAUGUCUAUUUAAUGGAAAACGGGCCUGGAGAUUCGAAUUUCCUUGACAUAGAUUGGCUUUCUUCCUCUGGGAACUCAUGUGAGGAAGAGACAUACGACAGCUCCACACUCAUCAUUUCCCCUAUUGCCAGCCGAUCAUCAGAAAGUAUUGCUAAUGGCACGAGUGUAGAAAUGACCCCACCCUCGAGUGAAAAUGGAUCCAGCACGAAGGGUACAAAACCAUCGUCGGAUGGAUCCCAUAAUUCAGACCUUGUCGGUGGAUUUUCCGAGAGUUUUGUGGAAUGGGUUACCCAUGGCGAUACCCUAUGGCAUUGAUGCUUUGAUUGAAUUUCCAUCAGUAUUUACUUCCAACUUUAUCUGACCCACUGCUCCAAGGAUGUCGGCGGCCCAUCGGCCAUAUAAGGAAUAAGUUAUAGGAGAGAGCAAGAAUCAACGGCAUGAGGCACCCGGCAUCCUCUUGUAAGAUAUCUCUUCUUUAUACUCUUCUCGUGGUUCACGUACAUUUACUUUGACCAUCAAAUCCUUGGUCAGGGUCCAAUACAAGUAUGAGGAAAAAAUAGCUAUAAUUCUUUUGGAGCUCUUUUCCACUUCGCUGCGGUUUAUGAACCUUGAAUUUUCUACGUGUAAAUAGAUAUGAUAUAUAUUCACUCCCUCGAGCUCCAUAUUUACAAUAGCAUUAUUUCGUUUUUUUU